Cucurbitaria berberidis CBS 394.84 is the source of this 816-nucleotide messenger RNA. Its product is annotated as NAD(P)-binding protein. NCBI's taxonomy places the organism in Eukaryota, Fungi, Ascomycota, Dothideomycetes, Pleosporales, Cucurbitariaceae. The coding region runs from base 1 to 816 and encodes 271 amino acids. The record is from RefSeq and is a predicted model, not a curated record. Gene Ontology annotation, molecular function: oxidoreductase activity. Gene Ontology annotation, cellular component: cytosol. The transcript has 3 exons.
AUGUCUACGAGAAUAGCAGAACGCCUAAAGGGCAAGACCAUUGUCAUAACAGGCGCUUCCUCUGGCAUUGGAAAGUCCACCGCUAUAGAAUUCGCGCGUACACAACCGGAUGAUUUAAAGCUCAUCCUAACCGCUCGUCGAGAGGACACGCUGAAGGAGCUUGCGAAAGAGAUUGAAGGCUUCGCGAAAGGCGUCAAGGUUCUGCCUGUAAAGCUUGACGUGAGCAAGCCGCAAGAAGUCCAGAGCUUCGUAGGAAACCUGCCGCAGGAGUUCAAGGAUAUAGAUGUGUUGGUCAACAAUGCAGGCCUCGUCAAAGGCGUAGCCCAAGCGCCCGACAUUUCCGCCGCUGACAUCGAUGUCAUGUUUGCUACAAACGUAACCGGCCUGAUUAACAUGACCCAAGCCAUCCUCCCCAUUUUCAAAGCCCGCUCUACCCCCUCUGGCGAUAUUAUAAAUAUUGGCAGCAUCGCAGGCCGGGAGCCGUACCAAGGUGGCAGUAUUUACUGCGCUACGAAGGCAGCUGUGCGGUCUUUCACAGACGCCCUGCGCAAGGAGUUGAUCGCAACAAGGGUUCGCGUCAUCGAGAUUGACCCCGGGCAGGUUGAGACGGAAUUCAGCGUUGUCCGGUUUGGAGGAGACGCAGAGAAAGCGAAGAAGGUUUAUGAGGGUGUGGAGCCGCUGACGCCGGAGGAUAUUGCUGAGGUGGUUGUGUUUGCCGCAGGGAGGAGGGAGAACGUCGUACUUGCUGACACACUGAUCUUCCCUAACCAUCAGGCUGCGGCUACAGUUAUGCAUAGGAAGCCUGCUGGACAGUAA